AUGCUGCUCUCCAACUUGAAGACGUCCGCAAUUUGCGCCAUCGCAGCACUAUUUGCUUAUCCAGCAGCUGCCAUUCGGCCCUCGGGAAGCUCUUUCGGGGUCCCCGGCGUCAAUACUACUUACGACUACAUUGUUAUUGGCGGCGGCAACGCUGGCCUGACUGUCGCCACUCGUCUCGCCGAGCAGCAGGGCGGCACCGUGGCCGUUGUCGAGGCCGGCUCCUUCUACGAGAGCGGCAAUGGCAACCGCAGCCAGGUUCCCUUCUUCGAUCACUACUACAUCUCCAAGAACAAGGCUGAUUGGCAGCCCAUGAUUGACUGGGGAUAUACGACCACCGCGCAAAAGCAUGCAUAUGACACCGAGUUGCACUAUGCACGCGGCAAGUGCCUGGGUGGAUCCUCAGCGAGAAACUACAUGAUUUACCAGCGAGCCAACAAGGAUGCAUAUCAGCGCUGGGCGGAUGCCGUCGGCGACCAAAGCUACUCCUUUGACGAAUUCCUGCCCUUCUUCAACAAGGCCAUUUGCUUUACGCCGCCAAACAAUAACAUCCGCUUUGCCAACUCGACUCCGUCCUACGAUGCCUCCGUUUUAGGCAAUUGCACGGGCCCGCUGUCGGUAACCUACACCAACUAUGCGCACUCAUUCGCGUCGUGGUCCAUCAGGGGCCUUCAAUCGCUCGGCCUCAAGGUCUUCCCCGGGUUCGCUAGCGGCUCGCUCGUUGGCGGUCUAUCGUACGUCAUGUCCACCGUCGCGGCCAAGGAGCAGACGCGCGACUCUUCCGAGACCUCUUUCAUGAAGAAGGCACUGCAGCUUCCCAACUACAAUGUCUAUGUCAUGACGCAGGGCAAGCAGAUUACCUUUUCGUCCGACAAAAAGGCCACCGGCGUUUGGGUCGACACUCUCGGCCUCCGCUAUCACCUCACGGCCAGGCAGGAGGUCAUCGUCUCCUCGGGCACCUUUGCCUCCCCCCAGCUCCUCAUGGUGUCCGGCGUCGGCCCCGCAGAGACACUGAACAAGUUCAACAUCCCCAUCGUCGCCGACAGGCCCGGAGUCGGCCAGGGCAUGCAGGACCAUCUCUACUUUGGCCCUAGUUACCGCGUCAAUGGGCUCACCACGUCGUCUCUACUCGACGACAGCGCCAUGGCCAGCGCCACCCGACAGUACCAGGAAAGCAGCGCCGGUAUGCUCACCAACCCGUCCAACGACAUCAUCGCCUGGGAGAAGUUACCCAAGCACCUCCGCAGCGGCUUUUCCAAGCGCACUCUGCAGGCCCUCGCCAGCUACCCUGCCGACUGGCCCGAAAUUGAGCUCCUCGCCAUCAGCGCCUGGCUUGGCUACCAAAACACUUCGGGCUCCGACCCUAACGACGGCCACCAGUACGCCACAAUGGGCGCCGCGCUGUGCAUGCCUCGUUCUCGCGGUAGCGUCACCAUCAGCUCGAGCGACAACGCCGUCCAGCCAGUCAUAGAUCCCAAUUUCUUCUCUGACUCGGCCGACGUCGAGGUCGCAGUCGCCGCGUACAAGCGCGUCCGCGAGUUCUGGCUGAGCCCCGAGGUGAAGCCGUUCCGCGUUGACGACGUGGAGGCGUUCCCCGGCCUCGACAUCAACACAGACGCCGACAUUGAGAAGCUUAUCAAGCAGAGCUUCCAAACCAUCUUCCACGCCGCGAGUACCUGCUCCAUGGGCAAGUAUUCCGACAAGAUGGCUGUUGUCGACAACCACGCCAGGGUAUUUGGGGUGUCAGGCCUCCGUGUCGUCGAUGCUUCCGUCUUUCCGUUCCUCCCACCCGGACACCCUAUGAGCACAGUCUAUGCACUUGCAGAAAAAAUCGCGAGUGAUAUUACUGAGUCUGCCUGUACCAACAAGGCCAUGUUGGGUUGCAAUUGCAUACUCGACACAAAGUUUUCCUGGAAAGCUAUCCAUCAUUCAAUCGAGGAUAUUGGAAUUACCGUCGUCACCUGUCUUAAUGAGUUCGGUCUUCCCGAGGUCCUGGUCGGCCCUAUGCUGGUAGCUGAGAGCAAUUGGGAGAAACUGUGCAAAAUCUUUCUGAAUGUCUGA
This is a messenger RNA of Cordyceps militaris CM01, 2058 nucleotides long. Its product is annotated as choline dehydrogenase, putative. Lineage: Eukaryota; Fungi; Ascomycota; Sordariomycetes; Hypocreales; Cordycipitaceae. The record is from RefSeq and is a predicted model, not a curated record. The transcript is spliced from 4 exons. Gene Ontology annotation, molecular function: flavin adenine dinucleotide binding; oxidoreductase activity, acting on CH-OH group of donors. Gene Ontology annotation, biological process: secondary metabolite biosynthetic process. The coding region runs from base 1 to 2058 and encodes 685 amino acids.